Procambarus clarkii (red swamp crayfish) is the source of this 6465-nucleotide messenger RNA. RefSeq lists its product as uncharacterized. The record is from RefSeq and is a predicted model, not a curated record. Lineage: Eukaryota; Metazoa; Arthropoda; Malacostraca; Decapoda; Cambaridae.
UGGAGGCAGGCGGCGGCAGAGGGCCAGUGAGAGAGAGAGGGUGCCUGGGUGCCAGAGUGCCAGACCUGGCCGGGGGUGUGGGAAGAGGCGGUGCCAGGCAGGAGUGCUGGCACCGUCUCAACGCUCAGUGACUACCAACACUGUGUGGAGAUUCUACACCCGCUCCAUGCGUCUCUACACCCCGGCCAAGGUACCAACCCCCACCACACUCUCUACAACAUCAGCGUCACCCGAGGAAGAGGGUGGUGAAGGGGUGCUGGACGCUUCGCUCAACAACCAGAACAACUACGACUCUCGAGCCGUCGACCUCACACGACGAGCCAUUGAGAAAGACUCCCGCUUCGACGACAAAUUACACCUGAACUCCCCGCGCGGUGACGACAAGACACAGCUGCACUUAACACGACUCGAUGACACGCUGCACUUCAACGGUCCCCUGCGGGAGGAGCGGCACCUCGGCACCCAGAUAAAUGGCAUCCCCACAACUCAAAAUGGCGCGAGAACUCUGGAUUUUAGUCCAUCGCCACUGGAGAACGGCACCGACACAAUCACUUCACUGGAAAGUGUUCCCUGGAACAUUGAAGGCACCGACACUAUCAAAGAAAAUGGAUGUAAAUCUUUGUUGAGUAAAUGGUCUCUCACGUCGGAAGAAAACGGGCAGGACACGGCAGAGCUCUCGGAGGAGGCGGAACUCAAGCAACUUAGAGAAGAAAAUAAGAAAUUAAAAGCUGCACUAAAGGAGGCAGCCGAGGUGAACGGCCAGUGGCGCAACUACCACGACCAACGCCAGAAGUACGUCCAGCGUCUACUAACUACCAUCCAGGAACUACACCACCCUCACCAAUCCGCCCACUCCGCUAUACAGGUGGAGGGUGAGACUGGUCCGGAGGCCGAGGUGCGACGUCUGAGGGCUGCCUUCACCAAGCUCCAGGCAGACCAUGACGAACAUGUCACUCUCCUGGAGAUGCAGGUUCGCGCUCACAGAGACGACUGGGAGGCGGAGCGGAGCGAGAAGCAGGCCACGCAGACCGCCUUGGCUGAGGCGCAGGCCAGGACGGCUCUUCUGCUCCACGAACUCCAGCUGCUGCAAGCCAAGUUAGCGGACAGUGAGAGCAAGAGAUCCCUGUGCUGGCGGUGUAUGCUGCCACAGGGAGGUGAAGCCAGUGGUGGUGGUGGACGAGCCGCCACCACCACUACCACCACCGCCCCAUCACCACCACCACCGACCACAACUACCAGCACCACCAGCCACAGCGCCCAGCCCUCUCCAGUUCCCGCCCCGUCGGCCCCGUCGCCAGCCCCACCACCCCCGCCCACCACCCACCACGUCCCCCAGACUCCGCUGAAGGGAUGGAUCCCCGUGUCCAUGUUGCACCACAUCGCCUUCAGUGGCGCCACCCCGGAGCACCAGUCGCCUGUAGUACAGGGCCAACAGCGCUCCCAGCAGCAGCAGCAGCAGCAGCCCUCCCGCGCCCCUCUUCACCAUCAUCACCACCACCAGCAGCAGCAGCAGACGGGAAGCACUGUACUGAGGCCCCGACCCACCAGUCUCAGCACCAGCAACAAUGUCAGAAGAGAGAUGGAGCAGACAGCGGGGGCUGAGCCUUCUACCAGCAGUAACACCGAGAGUAAGGCGCUCAGUCCCCGCGUGACGCAUGCUCACGACACCAAGAACCUCCUCGUUGGAACGACAGACGACAAGAAAAAAUAUGAAGCCAUGGGUGCCCGACCCAAGGUGUUGGGCAACCUUCAGACAGGGGUAGGCAAAGGCCUCGGGCUGUUGGAGGACGAGAAGACGGCAAAACACCGAGCGCGUUCCAUCCUGGCCAGCGCCAUACCCGUUUCCCCAGUGUCAAGCGGCCCUUCCACGCCCUUAGGCACAUGCAUCAAAACCCCGUCCAUACCCAGCAUGCCCAAAGGAUACAUGCCCAUCACCUCCACAGUCCUCACCCCCAUCAACUUUCGGCCACCCUUUGUGGCCCACAAGCGGCCCUCAACCAUGAAGCAAGUUGCUCAGGCAGCCCAGGUCUCCGCGACGCCUAGCAGCUCGUCAACCUCUGCUAAAGGACACAAUGGGUCUUCACCGGGCUCCCUAUGUGGGGACACGACCACAACCAGCAGUGGCUGUCACUCCACACCUUCCAUAACUAAGAAUACCACAGUCAGUAACACAACCAACACGGCUCCUGUCACAGUCAGUGAAGAGACUCAUAACAAGAUAAUAUCCAGUCAGAUAAAUGAUAGGAUUAAGUCUCCCGACGCAGCAAGCCAAGAAAACAAAGUAACAACGGAGAGUGUUCGAAAACACGAGACACAGAGCAGUACAGGUGUAACAGGACGCAGAAGAACAGACGACCCCACAUCUAAUAGCGUAAGAAGCCAGUCUUCAGACGGCGUAGUCACCAGAAUGUCUUGUUCGAGUCCCACCACGACCUUCACUUGUACAAGUCCAUCAAACAUCACAUCGCUCUCUUGUUCAAACGUGACUAACGCGACCACGACGGUGUGUUGCUCCAGCCCGACCACCCACACCACCUCCUCCUCCUCAUCUUUACCCAGCAUCAGUGCUGCUGGGGUCAACACUGAGGCUGUUUCUGGAGCACCCGGCCACACCUCCGUCAAGGGUAUCCAACCUUCCAGCGCCAUGACAGCCUUCCAGUCAUCAUCUCCGUCCACUGGUGAGACUCCAAAAUCCAAUUCCAACACAGUGUCAUCUCACACAGCCGCCGGCGACACUGUAUCACAGUCUCACAACGUGUCUGCUCACGACACAACUAGAAACACAAAUAAUGGUACUAUAUCAAUCAUCUCUCCAAACUCCUGCAGCACUACGCUACCUUCACAGACCACCACCACAGACACCACAGCCACCAAGUCCUCCAACACUACCAACAACUCCACAGCCUUCGCUUCCAUCACUGUCACCACCACAGCCACGGGCACCAACGUCCCUCCAACAGCUUCUACAUACUCUUCGGCAACGUCAUCCCGCUCCUCGUCGCCCGGAAUAUCCCUCACCACAUUUGGCCUCAACUCUGAAGGACGAGGCAUUCCUGGAGCUAUAUUUUUCGCUCUGGGCUCAGACCAGAGGGGCGGCCGCAGUCCCCAACCGUGCACCUCUCCGCGCAGGACCUCUAAUGCCUCGGUGGGCGUCAAGAGUCCCACGCCAGACGCUGUGACUAGUGGCCAGCCACAGCGAGACACGUUGCCUCCUUCAGGAGUCAAGAGUCCCACGAUAGUAUUGAAUAGCAGCUCCGGGCCAGCAACCGUAAAGGAGGAGCACUGGUGGUCGGUCGAGAGUCCAGAUCGCCAAGGAAGUCAAGGAAAAGUGGUCAACUCCACCUGGGUGAGGCUCAUGGGAGGCCAGGCAAACAGUCGGCAGGACUCGGGUCUGCCGUGGCGCACCGCCCGGGCCGUGUCGGGUCAGCAACUAAAGAAAGCACGGCGAAUCUCUCAAGACGAUGCCAACGGCCCUAUAUCACCCAAUAGCGUGUCGUCGUCGACGGCAACUUUCACAUAUACCCCAGCCGUCAAUUCUCCCCCAUCGUCGACACUGUCGUCCGCCACCAACUCUGCCGCCUCCUCACCGCCGCCCUCAUUUAACCCGCGGUCAAACGACGACCUCAAGUCAAUGGCCUCAAAGAACAUCGCCUCUGCCAUCAUAAGUUACGAGUUAGGAAGCAAGUGUGAGAGUCCUGGAAGCGGCUCUGGUGCGCCCGUUGGCUCAGGGAGCAGCCCCGAUGGCGUGGCCACGCUUACCCGCCGCCAGCUUGUCUGCCCCUCCUGCCAGAUGCUAUUCCCGCCAGAUAAACAUAUUAAUUUCCUCGACCACUUCGAGACAUGCCACGGCCCCGAGUACGCCGAUCUUUGAGAAUGUUAGCUUCGUGUAAACAUGGCAGCUCCUGGACAUAUGAAAUGUGAAAUGAGUGGCAGGUUUGCAUACAAUACAACGCCUAUAAGUAAUGGGUGGCAGCCCUGCCCACAUUACAAUUACCUAGGUAAUGGAUGCAGCCCUGCCCACACUACAGAACGUAGGUAAUGGGUAGAACCAUGCCCUCACUGCAAUUCGUAAGCAAUGGGUAGACCCCUGCCCAUGCUACAACAUCUAGGUAAUAGGUACAAACCUGCCCCACACUACAAUACGUAAACAAUGGGUAGACCCCUGCCCACACUACAAGAAAGGACGCAUAAGACCUCCAUGUCCUCCAAGAACUUACAGUAGGGCGACUGACAUUGACCGCUGGACAUUGAAAGUGCCUUAGAAGUCUUCAUUGUGAUAAUGUAUACAUGUAUGUGAGUAUUAGGAGCGGUGAUAGUGGCCAGCCAAACCUACAGCCGCCUGAUACACACUGCCCAUUGCAUCAUUCUUACACUUUGAUUGAAGAAAGCUGGACAGCUUUCUUAAACAUAUCACCUGAUGCUUUUAUGACCUUGAAUUAUUGUGUAACUUAAGUUAUCAUUGGCUCUCCUGACACCCUGCAUCACUCACACUUCAACUGUCACUCAACAACCAAUUAAACGCGUGCCUUAGCUCACAACCGUGUAACUCAUCCUCUCAAAGCCUAUUAAGAUAAAUAACGGCUCACAAACAUUAACGUAUUCUAUCCACCGGACUCGAUAGGUUAGGUGGGUUGCUGGGGUUGGUAGUGUCCAGUUAAUCUAGAAGGUAGGAUUUGUUGACGGAGUGAGCAACAGGGAUGAGCAUCUCCACUACCAGCUACACGCGUGUAUGGGUUGCACCUCAGUCAUCUGUAUCAACUUCAUUUCUCUAUAACUUCAUACUUCCAUACGUCAUAGGAACCUGUCUUUGCUAUAGCUCAUGAAACUGUUAAGUUAAAAUAUGUUUUCUAUUCUUUUCUUUUAACCUUCAACAGUCAGUUCACUCAGUUCGCUGUUUACUCAGAGACUACAUCAACGCCCACUCCCACACCAACACUACAUCAACGCCCACUCCCACACCAACACUACAUCAACGCCCACUCCCACACCAACACUACAUCAACGCCCACUCCCACACCAUCAACGCCCACUCCCACACCAACACCCCAUCAACACCCACUCCCACACCAACACCCCAUCAACGCCCACUCCCACAUCAACGCCCACUCCCACACCAACACCCAGACGUGUAAACAUGGCAGUAGGAUUUAUACUACUAUAUUUAUAUACUGUUUUAAAUAGUCUAAUUAAAUAUCCGGCUGGAGGAUUAUCCACAUUACGAAACCACAAAAUGGAGUAAAUUUUAUGUCUACAGAACUUAUAAGUGCUUCGAUUGUAUUAAAAAAAUAUAUUUCUCCAUUCCAGUAAUUUCGUUAUUUCAAAAACUUGAAAUAAGUUUGGUUUUAUAGAGUUCGCAAUUGUCAAGGAACAUUUGAACCAUCUUGGUAAUAACUGCAUAACAUACAUGAAUUUUGAACCAUUGCCACAUAACUGGGUUGUAAAUUCUCUGAGUAAGAAAGCGUAACUUAGUACGCGAGUUUAAGUACGUUUAGUGAGACAAUAAAAAUACAUCUCAAAGGGAUAGAGUAGCAUAGGCUAUUUCUACUUUGCUAUUUUCUACCUAUUUCAUAUACCUUCGCGAUAUAUGCCUCGCUAUAGAAGGGAUAUCGAUCUAUAAUAAUAAAUAAUAAUAAUAAUAACUGACGUAUCUAUAAUGUCGAUACGUAUGAUCGCUAUGACAACUUUUGUCAAUAAUGAGGGCGGUCAGCCACUUGGUAAUGGUGAGAAUUAACCAUUGCUACACUGCUGUAUGAGGUCGAGAACCGCUGGCAGGAUGAUUCACCCUACUGUAUUAUAAUUCACCGUAGUUUAUCAUCAUUCACCCUACUGUAUUAUUAUUCACCCCUAUUGUAUCACCAUUCACCGUUACUGUAACAUCCUUCUCAAUCACUCUAGUCUUCAACUUCUAACCUUGAACCGAAUCUUACUGGUUUAGCAUAACCUUGCCUACCCUAUCUACAGCCUGGAAUACUGUAAGGGGUGUCGUUAGGGCCUGUGCUCACUAGGCCAUGGUUCCUUUCUUCAUAGGUCGUGCCUCUUAUCUCCGGAAGCAGUCCUGUGACAAUCUUCUGGAGUGGUUUCUUUUAUGUGCUUUGCUAUGUGUGUGUAUGUGUGUGUGUGUGUGUGUGUGUGUGUUACAAUGAAUGGUUUACAAAGAGCAGAGCGUGAAGUGAAUGGUGUAUAUAGUAUCUGUUAAUAGUACCUUAAAAAAUCGUCGGUCAUAUAUGCAUAUCAGUGGUUAGUAAUGUGCUUGUCUGUCGCCCCUGACUCGUAGCCCCUAUAUGACAGUGUUAUCAAAGCCCUCGUCUAUGUAUUUGAAUACAUUUAUGAAUUACCUUAUAUAUAAUGUAUAUAUAUUUAUGUGUAUGUAUAUAUAUAUAUAUGUGUGUUGGCUAUAUGUAUAUAUAUAUACAUAUAUAUUUAUAUAACUUAUAUCUAAUAUAUAAAUAUAUAUAUUAAACUAAA